CUACAACCACGAUGGUGAUGAACGUGCUGGCAAAGCGGGUGGUGGGUGCUGUGGUGCGGUGUGGGUGCUUGGCUGUGGAGCAGCAGCAGCAGCCAUCGGCCACCACUGUCAAGAUGGCGGCCGCAGGGGUCAACCGAGUUAGUGCAGCCGCAUGGACAGCGUUGAGAGGAGUAGUUGGUGUGCAGAUGCAGCAGAGGGCAUGCCUGAGUCGCGCCACAACACAGUGCAACAAGGACAACACCAACAAGCCCAACAACACAAGCAGCAGCAGCAGCAGCUUCUCCACAGAUUUCCUGGACGCCAUGCUGCCCGAUGCCAAAGGCCCAAACUUGGCAGACGCUGCCUCACACGCCCCAGUGCGACGUGUCAUGCGCAAAGGCCAAGCGGUAUUUGACUCGAAGCUGGAGCGUGCGCUGGCAAGGAUCAAGGUGUCCCACAACAACACCAUUGUCACCAUCACAACACUUGACGGCGAUCCCAUCGUCACCAAGUCAGCGGGCAUGUGCGGCUUCAAGGGGGCGCGCAAGAGCACCACAUAUGCAGCGCGGGUUGUUGCCCAGCAAGCUGGAGAGGCUGCCGUGAACAAGGGUGUCAUGACUGUUAGCGUUCUUGUCAAAGGCCUUGGCCCUGGUCGCGUGAAUGCGCUCAAGGGGCUUGUGGAGAGCAAGCUCAUGAUCGACCAAGUGGCAGACGUCACCCCGGUUCCUCACAAUGGCUGCCGCCCAAAGAAGGCCAGGCGAUUGUAGUGUGGUGGAUCGUGCGUUUGCGUGAUUUCGUGCGCACCAGUAAAGAUAACCUUGUGCGAAA
Messenger RNA from Salpingoeca rosetta, 807 nucleotides. RefSeq names its product 30S ribosomal protein S11. Lineage: Eukaryota; Choanoflagellata; Craspedida; Salpingoecidae. Gene Ontology annotation, molecular function: mRNA 5'-UTR binding; structural constituent of ribosome; small ribosomal subunit rRNA binding. The coding region runs from base 12 to 746 and encodes 244 amino acids. Gene Ontology annotation, cellular component: ribosome; mitochondrial small ribosomal subunit. Gene Ontology annotation, biological process: translation; ribosomal small subunit assembly; maturation of SSU-rRNA from tricistronic rRNA transcript (SSU-rRNA, 5.8S rRNA, LSU-rRNA). The record is from RefSeq and is a predicted model, not a curated record. The transcript has 7 exons.